Esox lucius (northern pike) is the source of this 1799-nucleotide messenger RNA. RefSeq lists its product as uncharacterized. The transcript is spliced from 6 exons. The record is from RefSeq and is a predicted model, not a curated record. Gene Ontology annotation, molecular function: sodium channel regulator activity. Gene Ontology annotation, cellular component: voltage-gated sodium channel complex. Gene Ontology annotation, biological process: regulation of heart rate by cardiac conduction; sodium ion transport; cardiac muscle cell action potential involved in contraction. Lineage: Eukaryota; Metazoa; Chordata; Actinopteri; Esociformes; Esocidae. Bases 704 to 1381 code for a protein of 225 amino acids.
UCGCAGGGAAUCUUACAGGAUGGUUACAAAUCAUAGAAAAACUUUGUAGCCAAUAUAGCUGUGACCAAAAUAGGGACCAUGGCAAAGAAUGAACCCAGACUUAUCAUGAAACAACAUAUUAAUCAAAUAGGAAACUCUUUAUUUCAAAACAAAUAUAAAUUUAAUAAAUUCAGUGAUAAAACAGUAUUCGUAUUCUUGCCUCAAUGGUUAGGAUUACACGGAAUCGUAGGUAUAAUUUCUUUAGAAGGUCUAACCUUAUGUAUGCAUUUCGAAUUCAACUCAAAUUUCGCUUUAAUAUCGGUGAACUAAAACUGUUAAACAUUCAAUACAGGCAGGGAUUCACACGGUCUAAAAAUAGCGUUGGAAAAUAGGAACGGACAUGCGGUUGAGUGUAGUGUGAAAACUGCGUCGGUUUGUUUUAUUAGCGUAAAUAAGUCAUAACCUCCAACUAAUUCAUUGCUCUUACAGUAACGUCGAUACCUUUUUUAUCGAAUGAAAAUAUCAAACCAGCUGUCACCUGUGUGUUAUCCCUGAGUGGGAUUUAGACGUUGCCAGAAGGAAAUAGUAAAUAACAAUGACGUUGUUAAGAAAAUAGAAAUAUCUCCGUUUCAGUCACAGAAGAAACUCGUGGAAGGUAAACAAAAACCAUUGGAUUUUAUUGUUUAAUCGCAGGCAAAAGGUCUAAACUUUUUAAAGAAAAAAAAUGAUAUGCCUACAAGAAUUAAUGUCAUCAUUCCUGGUUUUCAUUCUUUGUGUGUCCCAUUGUCAUGGGGGCUGUGCCGAGGUGGAUUCCAUGACUGAGGCAGUGGCCGGGGAGAGCUUCCUACUGGGCUGUAUCUCCUGUAAGAGAAGAGAAGAGGUCCCCGCCCACGCCACUGUGGACUGGCACUUCAAACCUACUGGAGAGGACGAGUAUGUCCAUAUCUUUCACUAUGACCACCCACACUUGGAAAUUCUCAAUGAGCACUUUUUUGACCGGCUAGAGUGGCAAGGAACAAUGGGGACUCAGGAUGUACAGACCGGAGCAGUCUUCAUUCACAAUGUCACCUUUAACGACACAGGCACCUACCGCUGCACUUUCCAGCGCACCCUCUCCCUCCCCAAGGAUAACGAAUACAUCACAGUGGAAAAGGAGGUGGAGCUUAUUGUGGUGGCUGAAGCCAAUCGAGAGAUGCUGUCGGUGGUGUCAGAGAUAAUGAUGUACGUGCUGAUUGUAGUACUGCAACUGUGGAUGUUUGUGGUGCUAAUCUACUGCUACCGGAAGAUCUGGGCAGAGCAUGAGGCUCGGGAUGCCCGCAAAGCCCUUAAGGCCCAGAAGAAGGCCCUACUAAAUGAACCAUUGCACUUAAAGGACAAAUGUGAUGGAGUACUUAUGGAGUAAUAUGCCAUUUUUGUAAACAAAGCUGAAGAACUCUACUGUCACAAGGAAACAUUACCACUGCAAUACUAUGCUAAUACAUCUUAGAAUUAUGUAGGAAUAAAUGCUGUUUACAAAGUACUUUAAUUCAGUUGCAGCAAAGUGAUCUCAGCACGCUGACGUUCCAUUUUGCUACAAAGAUGCAACAGAGUGUGUGCUUGAAAGACAUGAUGGUUAUUCCCGGCUAAGUUGCAGUUGGCGUGAACAGCCUCAUUAGGAAUGAUCAGCGUAUAGUUUGGCUAAGCAUGUCGUGGUAUGUUCAAGGUCAUGAAAUGAUCUAGUGAUCUAGACCUAGCCUCGAUGUUCACUGCAGUGGGUUACUUGGUAGAGUUUCAACUGUCAUGAAUGGAGCAAGACAAAAUAAAACCAAAUGGCUAGACUA